This is a messenger RNA of Branchiostoma floridae (Florida lancelet), 2846 nucleotides long. Its product is annotated as very long-chain acyl-CoA synthetase-like. The transcript has 9 exons. The coding region runs from base 344 to 2233 and encodes 629 amino acids. The record is from RefSeq and is a predicted model, not a curated record. Lineage: Eukaryota; Metazoa; Chordata; Leptocardii; Amphioxiformes; Branchiostomatidae. Gene Ontology annotation, molecular function: long-chain fatty acid transmembrane transporter activity; long-chain fatty acid-CoA ligase activity.
GUCCAUUUUUGUAAAAGGAGGAGGUUGGGUGAAAAUUGCUGAAUUUGCUCAUAAGCUUUCUAGUUUAUCAUAUAGUAGUACGGCUAUCACCUCGCUACCCUGUUCAGAAGAAUUUGUCCGGAACUUUUCAAAUACUUUCCUCAAUACUUCAUAGAUCCAAAUACUACAGCCUUCUCGUAUAAACACCGUGCAGUGCAUGCGACCUUGCGGUCAAUGGCCUUAACUUUCAAAAGUCAGCCUUCAAAUCUAUGACAAAGGUCAGGGGUAACGCCACAAUCUGACUUCACGGAAGUCGCAUCUUUACAGAGAGUAAUUGAGUCGCUCUGUGCUCGUCUCCUACGCCAUGGUUAAGCCAACAGAAGCCGCGCUGUAUGCGACAGUUGGUGGUAUCUCUACCGCCGUGGCGGCUCUCAAUGUUUUCUACCCGCAAAUCCGACAGGACUUGAAGUUUAUGUGGCAAUUUCGAGGCGCAAUGUCCCGUUUUAGGCGGUACACGUCAGCCCAGCCUCCCGUUUCCCUGGUGGACCGUUUCCUCCACCAGGUGCAGCUCCAACCCGACAAGCCCUUCGUUCUGUUCGAGGACCAGCUCUACACGUACAAGGACGUGGAUGUCAUGUCCAACAAGGUGGCCAAUGUUUUCCACGGGGAGGUGGUUACGUGCGGGGACACCGUCGCCAUGUUGGUUUACAACGAACCGGCCUUCAUCUGGACUUUCCUGGGCCUGGCUAAGUUGGGAGUGAAGAUCGCCCUGUUGAACACCAACCUGAGGAACAAGUCCUUAGUGCACUGUUUCAAGGCGGCAGAGGCGAAGGUUCUUAUUGUGGGACAAGGCCAACCUUUACUGGAAGCAACAGUAGAAAUCUUACCGUCAUUGGAACAGAUAGGUGUGACGGUCUGGGUACAGGGAGACAACCCUGGUCUCAACGACUUUCGUUCAUUGGAUGAUAAAAUCAACCAAACCCCGGACCAUCCAAUCCCAUUCAAGCUACGAGAAAACGUCCUCGUAAACGACACUUUUUGUUACAUCUAUACAUCUGGAACAACAGGUUUGCCCAAAGCUGCCAAAGUGACCGUGGGAAGGUUAUCCCAAGCAGCAUGUUCAUUCGGGGUUUCGAACGUGAAGGCCAAUGAUGUUGUGUACGUGACUCUGCCCCUGUACCAUUCCAACGCGCUGUUUGCCGGCCUGGGAGGCGCCAUUGAGUAUGGGCACACUUUAGCACUUGCCAGGAAGUUUUCAGCAACACGAUUUUGGGACGACUGUCGUAAAUACAACGCAACUAUCAUCCUGUACAUCGGAGAGCUACUGAGAUACCUGUGCGCUCAACCAAAGACUCCCUUUGACAGGAAUCACAGCGUCCGACUGGCCUUUGGGAACGGACUCCGGCCGGACGUGUGGGUAAAGUUCCGGGACAGGUUUGGGGUGGGGGAGAUUAUGGAGAUCUACGGCUCCACGGAGGGGAACGUGUCGUUCAUCAACAUCACCAACAAAACUGGUGCCGUCGGCAUGCUGACUCCAUUGCUUAGAAGAAUGAAUGACAGAUUCAAAGGGGCCUCCUUUCUGAAAGUAGACCCUGAAACGAACGAACCUGUCAGGGACCAGAAUGCCAGAUGCAUUCCCGUGAAACCUGGAGAGCCGGGUCUUCUUGUUGGUCCUGUAACAGACGCCACUCCCUUCGUUGGGUACCAAGGAGAUAGGAAGUUAACAGACAAGAAGAUUCUUCGUAACGUCUUUAAGAAAGGCGACACCUUUUUCAACACGGGGGACCUGAUGAUGAUGGACAAGGACUACUAUGUGUACUUCAUAGACCGUCUGGGGGACACCUACAGGUGGAAAGGCGAAAACGUGGCAACAACCGAGGUGGCAGAGGUCUUACAUGAUAUAGAAGGUGUGCAGGAAGCUAACGUCUACGGGGUUAUCGUGCCAGGUCAUGACGGUCGAGCUGGGAUGGCGGCCAUUGUUGUACAUCCGGGACACCUGCCGAACAUGUGGGAUUGGUACGCCCAUCUGUCCUCCCGCCUACCAGGCUACGCCCGCCCGUUGUUCCUCCGUCUCACGCAGCACUUAUCCCACACCACCACGUUCAAACAGACCAAGGCAGAGCUGAUAAAGGAGGGAUUUGAUCCCAACGUUGUCACGGAUCGUCUGUACUUUCGUGACGACUCUAAGAAGACCUACGUCCCACUAGAUUCGGAGGUCUACAAGGCUAUUGCCGUCGGCAAGGCAAAACUUUGAAAGAACAGUGUGUCCAAUUUGUUUACAUCCCCAAAUGUUGUAGCGUGAUUUAAUUUUCAUAACGGUUUUGUGUUAUCAUUUUUAAGAAAAUUUUUCUACAAUCCAUGUUUUGUCAAAAGUGAUUUGUCGUAUACUUAGCAGACAACUUUUAGAUCCUUUGAUAAGAAUCCAGCAUUCGCCCAGUAGACGAAACGUGGUCAGCCGUUAAUGACAUAAAUGUAGCUGUCUUGAAUUGUUCAGAAACUAUCACAGAAGUUACACACAACACUGGCUUCAGCAAAAUCAUUUGUUCAGUUGUAUACAUUUCAUAUGGAACAAAACAAGAUGAAACAGAUUGUCGAUACAUCAUUAUAGAAUUAACAUUUAUAUAAUUAUAUGGUUUGUUUAUAUAUAUAACAGUUAUGACAUUGACCCUUUCAGGUGAUGUCAAGUAACUCACUCACCAAUAUUAAUACUACAUGUUCGUUUGAAUAUACACAGUAAUGCAUGUAAUAUUAUAUCAAAUCCACUAUCCAUUCACCAGAAUAUAUGCCAAAGGCUUCGAUAUCGUAACAUUUUAAAUGAUACAUAAUAAGUAAAUCAUAACAAUAUAUUAAGAUCCAUGACGAUGAAA